Messenger RNA from Amphimedon queenslandica, 1588 nucleotides. RefSeq lists its product as uncharacterized. The record is from RefSeq and is a predicted model, not a curated record. The transcript has 7 exons. The coding region runs from base 18 to 1535 and encodes 505 amino acids. Gene Ontology annotation, cellular component: membrane. Gene Ontology annotation, molecular function: protein binding. NCBI's taxonomy places the organism in Eukaryota, Metazoa, Porifera, Demospongiae, Haplosclerida, Niphatidae.
GGAUGCAGUAAAUUUUCAUGAUGUUCAACUACUUGGUAUUCGUCAGCAUAGUUUUGGUAGCAGUUGGAGUUGGAGUUGCUGAAGGAACAUGUACUACAGGAGCCGUCAGAUAUGAUCCAGAAUACAGCAAUACAGUUGUACAGAUUUGUUUUAAUAAUAGAUGGGGAUAUAUUUGUGCAAGCAAUGAUGAAAGUCAAAGAAAAAGAAUAUCUAAUGUCAUUUGCCAACAAAUGGGAUAUGCUAAACACUCUGAUACUGGGACCACUCAGGUAUCAAAAGUGAAUCCUGUUCCUACACCUCUUUUUAUACGAGAUCUUCGUUGCUUGAAUAAACCAAUUGUACAACAAAACCUUCUAGAUUGUACGCUGCAAGUUGUUGAGCUAGGAUCUCACCAUCAGUCCUGUUAUACUUAUAGCGACCAUGCCAACUAUUAUGCUGCUGCUAGUAAUUGUAUCAAUACCUCAGUCUGUCAAAAUGGACAAAUACAAUUACUUGAUACUAAUGCUGUAUUGCUCUGUGUAAAUGGAGAGUGGCAUGCAUUAUGUAGUACAACAUGGUCCUCUACUCAAGCACAAGUUGUAUGUAGACAACUAGGAAAAAAUGUAAUAGAAGCUAUGGCAGAUAAUGUUUCAGUACCUGCAAAUAUUUCAGUAUUACCUGCUAACUUUGAAUGUCAUGGGAAUGAAAAGUUUCUUUUUAACUGUUCAGAUUCAGACCGGUUGAUUCCCUCAUACACCUGUAUAAAUCCUUUUAUUAAAGCUGUUGCUGGUGUUAUGUGCAAAAAUUUGCCUGGUCCCCCUUUGAAUCUUACUGUCAAUAGCCAACAGUCAGAUAUUAUAUUACAUUGGGAAUAUACUGAUGAUGCUAAUAAUCUGUCCAAUUUCAGUGUUUACUGUAAGCAUAAUGUGACUGUUAAUCCUCAACUGCACUUGAAUAUCAAAAGUGAACUAAACCUGCUGACAAAGAACAACAGUGCAACACUGAUUGGUUUAUUAGCCAAUACUGUGUACACAUGCUGUGUGUCUGCUGUAUUCCCUUAUAUGGAGACUGACUCAACAUGCAUUAAUGUAACAAAAGGAUUGCAAGAAGCUGGCUCUAGCACUUCUACAACAUCAUCUAUUCCUGCUGCUACUGCUACUGUGGCAUCAUCAUCAUCAAAUGGAGCUAUCUCAUGGAUUGGUGGAAUAUUUAUUGGUAUCAUUAUCAGUGCAGUGUUUGUUAUUAUCUUAUUAUUGAUCAUCAAAAUUGUCAUUACAAGAAGUAAAGACAAACAAUUUAAACCCAACAAAAGGUCAUCACUACAAAGUGAUAAUGUAAAUGUCACAUCCACCGUUUAUCAGUCAAGAGGUCAGACUCAGAAUAUUGGAAUUUAUUCUGAACUGUCACAAAAUCAAUUUGAGCCAUUUUCCAAUGGGAGGGAUCCUGCAAUUCCUACUGCUAAUGAUUAUGAGAGUCCUGUUGAUGUGAAUAUAAUGACUGUUAAUGAUGAUCCAGUUUAUUCAAAAAUUUUUAGAGAAAAAGAGAGAGCAGAUUAAAAUGUAACAAUUAAAUAAUGUCUCAAUUUGUAUUGGUUGAUCAUAGAACACAA